AUGAACUUUAUUGAAGUCGCCGGCGGCCAUGGCUGGCUGUAUGAGGCAACUUUUGUUUGGAGCGCGGAGGCCGCCUUUCGCGCGUGGAUGCGCGAGGUGCUUUUUCCUAUCGCCGAGGGCAUCGACGCGAACGGUACACCUUUGACAGGACCGUCGCUGCACGCGCACGGGCCGGGCCAGUACGCCCUCCCGCACUCUCUCCAGUUCCUGGAGGAAGUUGUUCCUGUCGACGGGUCGCGUUGCGACCACCAUGUAAUUUUUAACGGCGAGCAGAUUGGGAUCACCACCAACUCAGACGUCUGGCAGCCGGCUGUCAAUGGGUACGCCAAUGGUCGGCGCAUAUCUGUGCGCACGCUACAACACGCUCACGCAAAUCUGUGGCACUUCUUCGCCCUGCUCGGGCGAAUUCACGUUCAGCACCCCCAGUGGAACCCCUUGAGGGUCCUGACGGCCGCUCUUCCCAGUCUCCCUACAAGGGAGAACCGGUAUACCUGGGCGCCCCUCAUCUACCCGGUCGUCAGCCCUUGGAACGUGUGA
Peniophora sp. CBMAI 1063 is the source of this 537-nucleotide messenger RNA. Lineage: Eukaryota; Fungi; Basidiomycota; Agaricomycetes; Russulales; Peniophoraceae. The record is from the annotation of a GenBank genome assembly.